Solanum lycopersicum (tomato) is the source of this 3762-nucleotide messenger RNA. Lineage: Eukaryota; Viridiplantae; Streptophyta; Magnoliopsida; Solanales; Solanaceae. The record is from RefSeq and is a predicted model, not a curated record.
AAAUAAGCUAUUUCACUUUGUAUAUGAAAUAAAAUAAUCUCAAAAUUAUUUAAUAUCUAUAAUUAAAUUUAAAAUAAAAUAAUCACAGGUACAUUCAAUUUGACAACUUUAAACAAUGCUUAUAUUUUUUCCCUUAUUCCAAAUAGCCCUUUAAUUAUUCAACUUUAAAAAAGGUUUUUCUUUUUUUUUUUAAAAAAAAUUGAUUAAUUAAUGAUAGUGAUCAGCCAAAAUUAAUUAUUUUUAUUAAAUAAUAAAUGUUUGUAAUACAUAACAGUUGGGGAUCCGUGGCGCAAUGGUAGCGCGUCUGACUCCAGAUCAGAAGGUUGCGUGUUCGAUUCACGUCGGGUUCAAUCUCCUGAUCCCAAUCGGUUCCCUCCUCUUUUUAUUUUUUUUAAUUACUUAAUUUUAAAUUAAUCUAUCAUUUGUUUUUGUAAUUUUAGUUUUUAUUUGAUUAUACUUAAUUAAUUUUUUUUUAUCGUUUUCAUUAAAGUUAAUUUGUUUGCUACCUACUUACACAAACAAAGAGCAUAUUGCCGGCGGCAAAAGCUGACCAAACGGCUGCCGGAAACUGGCGUUUGUUAAUUAUUAAGUAUUCAAAUUAAAAUUAGAUAUAAAAAAUGAAUAUUUUUAGUACUAAUAUAUAUUUAUGCCACCAAAUUCUCCAUAUACAGAAAUUCUUCUCAACUACCUUUCGAGCAGGUAACAAUUUUUUUACUGAGUUUUUUUUUUCGGCUAACAAUUUGGGAAUAUUAAGAUUUUGGGUAUUCAAUUUUUGUAAAUUUAGGGCUUUUUUGUUAUGAGAGAUAAAGUAUAGGUAAUUAUAGGAUUAAUUUUAGGAUGAGUUUAUUCAUGUUUGGUUAGUGAUAAAAUUUUGCCCUUUUCAUUUAGCAUUUGAAUUUUUUUGUAAAAUGAAUUUUUUUGUAUGAUUGAUUUUGAAGAAACAUAUCAAAGUGUUGUUAAAUCUCAGUUCUUUGAUCUAAGCCUCAAGUCUAUGGGUGAUUUAGAAUUUUCAACGAGGGAUUUACGUAAUAUGGAGGAGUAAACACAUGAUUGGUUAUAUGGCAGGUUCUCGGGUUUAACCAUGUAGAAAUAAAGUUUGUUUCCGCUAAAGGGGGAUUCAGAUGAACCCUUGGUCCUACCUGGUUUCGCCCUUGGAGUUGGUGUACUUGAUGUUCGAUGUGUAGCAUGUUUGUUUCAUUGUCCGGUCAUAUUAGCCGAUCAAUCAUAAUUGCAUUUGUCAAUGAAUUAGUAUCUCUUUCUUUACCAUUUAAUUAGAAUAUUGUUAUGUAACUCUAGGGUUAAAUUAUAUUGGAAAAUUACCUGUUAUAGGAUGUUUUUGGUGACUGCUGAUUGAUUAUAUGACAAGUUCUCAAGUUUUUAUCUUAUCUAAUUGAAUGACUAAAUGAAUUAUUUUUGUCAAGUUUCGGAAUGGAUGCAGUUGAUGAUGCUAAUCAGUUACAAGAAACACCAAAAAAUGAAGUUAUGUCCUUCUUCGAGUCAACUCCUUUACUAGAGGAUGCUGCUGAAAUUGAGAAAAGCUUGAAGGAAUUCGUUGAUCGCAAUACUUCAUCAUCAGGCAAUUGUUAUUUCUUUAGUUAUCAACAUCUCAUAGAUUUUAAUCUCUUAAUUCUUUGUUCUUCGAAAUAGAUGCCACUUGACUUUAUUUUUUGUCUCCGUCUUCAGUGAAUGGAAAAACAAACAGGGUAGUAUGUAUUACUUCAGGUGGUACAACUGUUCCUUUGGAAAAGCAAUGUGUUCGCUAUAUUGACAACUUUAGCUCUGGUCAUAGAGGGGCUACAUCCACAGAGUAUAUCCCGAAUACUAUGCUUAGAUGCUUUUCACACACUUGAAUUCACAUACAUUUGAUGUUCAAAAUGAAAAUGUAAAUGCAGAUACUUUCUGAAGGCCGGUUAUUCUGUAGUCUUUCUCUACCGAAGGUUUGUUCUUCAAGUGCCAAGUUAAUUUAUUCGAUUAUUGUGAUUUUGAUUUUAGACUAGUAACACCAUGAAAUAUGCAGAGGGUCAUGCCAACCAUUUUGUAGUACUCUGCCUGAUGAUCCGCUGCUAGAGUGCUUUAGUGUUGCUGAUGAUUCAAGUAUUGAAGGUCUAUAGUUCUUAUAUUUUUACAUUCAAUAUUGAUGCAUGUACUACGUUUCUAUUCACCAAAUCAUUCUAGACGACCUUAUCUUAUUUUAUUUUUUAUUCUCUGUAAGUGCUACUUGUACACUCUAUUAGUUAUGCUAAUUUCUAAUGAUGUUCCAUCUUAACAUCUACAUCCCUACGAUACUGAUCUUGUGAAGAUAUUAAACUUUAAAUGCCUAUGUUACACAUAUCCUUCAAUUAACACCAAUGACGUGUAUUCACCAAAAUGACACCAAUGUCAGUGACACCUAUACCACCAAGAUCUUUGAACUUCAAAUCUCUUAGUAGUUUCGUUGAUUAUCACCAUAUUAUCUACAAAUAGCAUGUACCAUGAGAUUAUCUAUUAUUAGUAGCUCAUUCAUACGUAGGUAAGCAAGAAUGCGAUCAAUUCAAAAUCCCAAUGUAAAUCAACGGAAAUGGGAAUAGGUAAGCACAUAUUGUCAAAGCUUGACAUUGGGUUUUUUUCAGGCCGCAUUUUUAGUUUUUAUCUUAGUUUUAUACUCUUUAAAGGCUUAUCCAUCUUCAGAUAUUUUGGUAACUUUACAUAUUACUAACUUGGGAAAGAUCUUUGAUGUUCUGAGUAUUUUGUAUCGCAGUGGAUUUGUUGAGCAAUUCACGCUUUUCCAAUCUAAUGAGCAUUUUUCUGUUGCACUAUUUUUUAGUGGAUGCAUUGCAUGCUGAAACGGUGAAGAGAGCGAUUACUGAAAGUCUCACUGUAUGGUUAUUACUGAUUUUUAAUUUUCGUCUUAUUUUUGUGUGUUCUUACAGUUAUUCCUAUUAGUCUUUAACAGUAAGAAUUUACUAUUUGCAGGCAGUUGCUGAGGGCAUCCUGUUGAAACUUCCAUUUACAACAAUUUUCGAGUAUUUGCAGGUUUAAGUUAAAUAGAUCAGUGAAAUUUGCUUUACUGUUAAAUCAAUGUCGUAUGAGCAUUUUAGUUCGCUUUGUGGAGGCUGGUAGCACUUCGAUUAAUGUUUAUUUGGUCACUGGCAGAUUCUACAGCUAAUUUCUGUGUCUUUGAGGGACUUCGGGCCUAGUGCUAUUUUUUUUCUGGCAGCUGCAGUUUCUGAUUUUUAUGUUCCGUGGAAAAACAUGGCAUUACAUAAAAUCCAGUCGGCAUCUGGUCCUCUGGAUAUACGACUCGCCCAAGUACCAAAGAUGCUUUCCGUGCUUAGGAAUGAAUGGGCGCCAAUGGCCUUCCACAUAUCGUUUAAGCUAGAAACAGACACAGAUAUCCUUUUAGCAAAGGCUAAUAUGGCCCUCGAAAAAUACAAGAUGCAUAUGGUGAUAGCUAACGAACUAUCAACCCGUAAAGAGGAAGUAAUAGUUGUCACUGAGCAGGAAAAAGUCACAGUUCGUAGGGACAGCACUCGUGCAGGGGCUGAAGUCGAGUCUCCGUUGGUUGAGCUUGUUGUUGAUAGACACUCAACAUAUAUCAAGAAGUUCGAUGCGUAACAAAUAUGGGCGGAUCACUGAAAUAUGGAGGUACAAACUUACAUUUCAGUAAGGAAAAGUAGUAAAAACUGAGAGAGUGUUUCUUCAGCUUGUUUCAUUAUUUAUUGACAAUCUGUGUUUGUUUUUCCCUUUUUAGUUGAAUGUCUACCCAGUGCUUUAUUUGUCUGA